This is a messenger RNA of Syzygium oleosum, 1984 nucleotides long. RefSeq names its product phospholipase A1-II 1-like. Gene Ontology annotation, molecular function: glycerophospholipid phospholipase A1 activity. Bases 337 to 1602 code for a protein of 421 amino acids. The record is from RefSeq and is a predicted model, not a curated record. Gene Ontology annotation, biological process: lipid metabolic process. The transcript has 2 exons. Lineage: Eukaryota; Viridiplantae; Streptophyta; Magnoliopsida; Myrtales; Myrtaceae.
AGCUCUACGCAUCUGGACUUAAUAGUUGCAUAGAGACAAAACUGUAAUGGGAAGCCAUGAGAAUUGGGUAUCGUCUCGGUGAUGUGAUCAUGCAAAACAAAUGAUGGCGAUAACACCAAGCUCCAACGAAACCCACCAAAAAACUGUGAACGACAACAAUCCGCAUAUUCCUAGGUUGACCAAAGUUUCAUGUUUCAGCCAACCCACCAUGAUUUGCACACCCUAUCAGAUUGUCAUAUAAACUGAACUUGACUAUGAACCAUCAAUUUUUGGAACGAGUUGAAGAGCUUUUGGGACUGAUUAAGUGUUGGAGGAGGAUUGAUUUGAUUCAAUCCAAUGUUUAAGAAAAUACCAGAGAGAUGGAAGGAGUUAAGUGGGCAGAACAACUGGAAGAACCUCCUGGACCCUCUCGACCUCGACCUGAGGCGGUACAUCAUCCACUAUGGCGAGCGGGCCUCAGCGACUUAUGACACCUUCAAUGACCAGGUCAAGUCCAAGUACGCCGGCGACAGCCGGUACGGCAUGAAAGAUCUGUUCUCAAAGGUUGGCCUGUCGAUCGCCAACCCUUUCAAGUACACUGCCACCAAGUACUUGUACGCGACGUCUUCGAUCAAGGUCGGCGAAUGUUUUCUGCUGAGGUCCCUGUCCAGGGAGGCCUGGAACAAGGAGUCAAACUGGAUGGGGUAUGUUGCGGUGGCGACUGACGAAGGCAAGGUCGCGCUCGGACGUAGGGAUAUAUUGAUUGCGUGGAGAGGUACUAUUCAGAUCCUGGAAUGGGCUAGCGAUUUCAAUUUUCCGUUGACGCCUGCUACAAAGAUACUGGGGGACACAGACUCCAAUGCAGACGCAGCUGCAGAUGCAGCCGGAGAUGAUGCUGAUAAUAUCAUUCCUAAAGUGCACAGCGGGUUCCUUUCCGUCUAUACCUCGGAUGAUCCUCGCUCAGAGUUCAAUAAAUCUAGUGCCAGGGACCAGGUCCUGACGGAAGUGCAGCGGCUGGUUGACCAAUACAAGGACGAGGAAAUCAGCAUAACUAUCACAGGCCACAGCCUAGGAGCGUCGCUUGCAUCGCUCAGCGCAGUCGACAUUGCCUGGAACGGCUACAACAAGCCGUGUGUCAUCCAAUCACAGCAACCCUGCCCCGUGACUGCCUUUGCCUUUGCGAGCCCCCGCGUGGGAAAUCUCAAAUUCUGCAAUAUCGCCAACUCCAUCCCAAGCCUGCGUCUCCUGCGCAUCACCAACUUGCCCGACAUAGUCCCGAAGGUCCCAGUGGCAGGGUACUACUCCGACCUUGGACAAGAGCUGCUGAUCAACAAUCAACUGUCCAAGUACAUGAAGUACCCUGGGAAUACUUCGAGUUGGCAUGCGGUAGAGGGGUAUUUGCACGGCGUGGCAGGCACGCAAGGGAAGAAAGGAGGAUUCAAGCUGGAAGUGAAGAGGGACGUGGCGCUGGUGAACAAGCACCAUACGUUCCUUAGGGACGAGUAUCUGGUGCCAGACUCGUGGUGGGUGAUGAAGAACAAAGGGAUGGUUCAGAACGAGGACGGCUCAUGGCAGCUGGAGGAUCAUGAGAAGGACGAUGAUUCAUCCGAUGAUGAGUCUUGAUCCCGUGAUCCUCCAACCAUUCGACGUUGUCGUGGCCGGAGAUGAAUCUCUUGAACCCAGGCAAGCUAAGUGCCUGAUUGACUGCAGAGAGUUAGGUCCGGGACAUCUAUCCUAAUUUCUACUAGGGCGGGGUUUGCGAGCUGUGUCAAGAUAGUUGAUAAUACAAUAAGGGGACUCUUGGUGAAGAAUUGCAAUCAUGCGUGGAGAAAAUUGGUGAUUGCAGACUAUGCCUAUCUAUAUGGCGUUCAAUCAUCAAUCUCUUGUCCGUUGAUAUAUCCACAGACAAAAUCCUUGUACUUUGACAUCGGCUAAAAAUUCUCACUAACCUAUCCCUAUCUACAUUCCAAGUGGAGAACUUCGUGUGUAGAGAGGAUAUUAGCCA